UCGUCGCUCAUUGUUUUCGUUGGAGAUGGGAAAUGUCAGAAAUUUUCAUCGAACUGUGUCAAGUACAUGAGAAUGAAUAGCACUGUCAUAAUUUUUGCUACCCUCUGCUGUUUUGCGCUGUACGCAUCAGCGGAAGAAAUACGCCAACAGCAGCAACAGACACUUCCGGUUUCGGAAAUUCUUGCAGAUGAAAGCUCGGUGCAUACAAGAAGUAAAAGGACGCUCUUCUUGAAAAAGAAAGUUAUCGGGGCCGGACUUCUUGGCCUAGGACUUGGAUUUGCCAAAGGUUACAAAUAUGGACACCAAAGAGGACCGGAAGUACACCACGUAUACCUCUCCCCUCCCCCAGCACCUGUUAAAUACAUCGAGUACGUGGAGAAACCAGUCUUCGUGCAGAGGUUCGUUGAGAAACCAGUCUACAAACCGGUGCACGUAGAGCACGUAGAGCACGUUGAAUGGUCGCAACCUGAUCCACCUCCAUCUUACGGGAGCUGGUAAAGCGAUCUUACUUUAAAAGAAGCAGUGGAGUAAACUAAAAUAAUAAGAAAAGAUCACAGGAGAAUGAAAAAAGAACAAGGGCAUAUACUGUAUAAGGCGAUGAUUUAUUUAUUGCGAUUUUAGUUAACUUUCGAAAUUUUGGAUUUCAUUGUGUCGUGGCUAAGAGUAUUUUUGUGCAAGAAAUGUCGUUACUACUGUUGUUGAAUAUUUUUUAAAUAUAACUCAGAGAUAUGUUUUUAA
This is a messenger RNA of Belonocnema kinseyi, 738 nucleotides long. RefSeq lists its product as uncharacterized. NCBI's taxonomy places the organism in Eukaryota, Metazoa, Arthropoda, Insecta, Hymenoptera, Cynipidae. The coding region runs from base 67 to 498 and encodes 143 amino acids. The transcript has 4 exons. The record is from RefSeq and is a predicted model, not a curated record.